Physella acuta is the source of this 4046-nucleotide messenger RNA. RefSeq lists its product as uncharacterized. The record is from RefSeq and is a predicted model, not a curated record. Lineage: Eukaryota; Metazoa; Mollusca; Gastropoda; Physidae.
AAUGUCCUAUCCAAUUGAAGAAAGUGGUGCUGUUGAUAUAGAUGUUAAUAUAGAUCAAUAUGAUGAUAUAGGUUUUGGGAGGUGGCAAAACACUUGUCUGUUAUUGGCAACUACCAUCUGGUAUGCUGGGCUUUUCGCAGUUUCAGCUGUUAGACUGAUGUUUCAGCUGUCAGACUGUGAAUUAUGACAGAGCAUUUGGUCACAUAUAAAACCUGAAUCUUGCUGUGGCACAAAGAUCAUUGCAUGAAGACAGUUGGGUCCAAUCAUGAUAUUGAUAUCGUACGUUUACAAUAUUACCGAAGGCGUGUGUUGGUGGAUGACUCGGCCUCAAAUGAAGAGGAGGGUUGCGAUCCACAAACUUUAAACACGAAGAUGAAGAACUGGCAGGAUGUAAGCCUAUCAACGAAAGUUGGCAAUAUUUUGCCAUUAUUAAGCUAUCCUGACCAAGAGCUUAGCGCUUACAUGACAAGUUAUAAACGAAUAGUGUUUAUCAACUUGAACGAUAUAAUGCUAUUUGAGUUCUUGAAGCCGGGAGAUCUACCGCUUCAUACAUUCGUUUUUGGGUGGAUACAAGCUUGCCCGGGAUUUUCGUACGAGUACGAAUUUUUUUAUAAGAGGUUCCCCUCUUUUAAUUGCCUGAACAAUGCCGGCAGUGUUUCGAUGAUAUCAGAAAUGGGGAACAACUCUGUUAAUUCGAUGCUAGCCCAAUGCUGCAUCAAAAUGGAUUCCUUACUGGACAAGGGCGUACCAUUUUACAUUGUGACCAAGGAUGAGGCAGCCUUUGGCAGAAUGCAAAGAACAAAUGAUCGACUGAUCAGAAUCAUCCAUCCACGCAGAUGGCAAAAUGGACAGUAAAAAGCUCAUAAUCAAAAACUUUCACAUUAUGAGAAUCCAUUGUUUAAAAUAUGAGCGAUUAAAGAGCUGGAAAUCAUAUGAUUCUUGAAGUGAACUUGAUUGUAGUAAGCUGUUUUAUUGUGAGCCCUACCGAUGGUAGAAUGAUGCAGUCAUGGAUGCUUAACUCACUUAACUGAUGCACUUUGUAUAACAAGAAAAUUUAUUAGCUCGGCUAUGACAUCAGUUAACAAGGAAUUAAAGUCUAAGUCAGCAUCUAAUAGCCACAAUGCAGUUUGAUAUCAUAAAGCAAAUAAAAUAAAAUAAUUUUACACAGGCUAGCUAACAUGCUCACUUAAAAUGAAUAAGCUUUGUUAAAGUUUAACCACAUACUGAUUCAAUAAUAAAAGCACAAACCAAGUCAUUUUCUCCAUCAAACCGAAACAAGGGACAUGUUUAUCACAUUAUAGGCUCUUUUCAAGUUGAGCUGAAGAAUAAAUGUUCAGGAUAGUAGUUUAGUCUAGAGGGAAAUGGCUGUUCAAUUUACCAUACAGGAUGAUUAGUUAGAGGGAAAUGGCUGUUCCACUUACCAUACAGGAUGUUUAGUCUAGAGGGAAAUGGCUGUUCCACUUACCAUACAGGAUGUUUAGUUAGAGGAAAUGGCUGUUCCACUUACCACGCAGGAUGUUUAGUCUAGAGGGAAAUGGCUGUUCCACUUAUCAUGCAGGAUGUUUAGUCUAGAGGGAAAUGGCUGCUCCACUUACCAUGCAGGAUGUUUAGUUAGAGGGAAAUGGCUGUUCUCUUACCACUCAGGAUGUUAAGUCUAGAGGGAAAUGGCUGUUCCACUUACCAUACAGGAUGUUUAGUCUAGAGGGAAAUGGCUGUUCCACUUACCAUGCAGGAUGUUUAGUUUAGAGGGAAAUGGCUGUUCCACUUACCAUGCAGGAUGUUUAGUUUAGAGGGAAAUGGCUGUUCCACUUACCAUGCAGGAUGUUUAGUUAGAGGGAAAUGACUGUUCCAUUUACCAUGCAGGAUGUUAAGUCUAGAGGGAAAGGCUGUUCCAUUUACCAUACAGGAUGUUUAGUUAGAGGGAAAGGCUGUUCCAUUUACCAUACAGGAUGUUUAGUCUAGAGGGAAAGGCUGUUCCAUUUACCAUGCAGGAUGUUAAGUCUAGAGGGAAAAAUCUGAUCCAAUUGUCAAACAUCGAUUUUUUAGAAAACUAAAGGAGCAAAAAAAAAAUCUAACAAAUAAAUGGAGAUUGUAACCACAGCCUGCCAAAUGUCACACUAGUUCGCUAAUUUAUAAAAUGUAGAAUUGCCUGAGGCAACCAACUAUGGGAGGGUGGGUGAAGGAGGGGAAUACAUGAGAAAAUUAAGUAUUUUAAAUUGUAGAUAAUUAAUUUUGCUUUUUUUCUAAAUUUCUUUCCGUUUCCCUCAAUCUGAGGGAAACAAACUAGGGAACAAGGCUUAGAAGGCAUUCUUUCAGGUCUCGGAGUCGGCAAAAAGCUUCAAGAAAGAAAGUUACUUUGCAUUUUAAAAAUUAAACAAAAAAUGUAGAAAAAGAAAAAGAAAAAAAGAAAAAAAAAAGAAAAAAAAAAAGAAAAAGAAAAAAAAAAAAGAAAAAGAAAAGAAAAAAAAAAGAAAAAAAAAAAAAAAAAAAAUAAUAGCAAAAAAAAAAAAAAAAAAAAAAAAAUUACGAAAGAGGAAAAAAAAGCAGAAAAAAGAAGAGAAAUAAAAAAUGUUAAAUAUUUAUAUAAUAAGAUGUAUGUGCAAAACUAUCAAAUUACUUACAUAAAAAACCAACCUUUUUUAAUCACAUCUGUAAAAGUUGACAAUAAAUUAAAGUGUAAGUAGACAUAUUUCAAUUAUUUUUUAAUUGUCUAGAUAUAUUUGGGACAGAAAUGGGGUUAAAAAAACAACCAAUUAGCAUGAGUUUUUUGAAAGAUUUGCACAUCAAUGAAUUUUUGUUGUUGAUUUAAUAUUGUUGUUGUGAGUGUGAAGUUAGACAACUUGCAAAGCCACAUGUUUAUACUUGGCCUACCUACAUCUUGCAGCUCAUUCGUCCAAAGAGAAAAGCAGGCUGAAAUCGGACUCAACGGCUUAUAUGGGGCAUAACCAGUUGACAAGUAUACUUUUGUUUGAGGGGAUCCCUUCCAACGCUAAAAUUAAGAACGAAGAAGAAGAUUCCGUCACUCAAUAAUUUCUUUCACAUAAUGCACUCGCUUAGCAGCUAUAUUUAAUUCUAUCCAUACAGACACAGUAUGUAAACAACUUACAUUUGUAUUGAGGAAUGGAGACUUUCGUGCUAAAACUAAAGCGAAGUACACAAUUAUUCCAAACUUAUUAUUUUUCCCCCAUUAAUACAGCUGCAAUAAGUUGACCUGAAAAAUUGCUGCUUUAAUAAGGUCGCUUCAUUAGGAAGUGGGUAGUGGGAUGAGCUCCCCCUGGAUCCUAAGAGAGGACAGGGACUGUUGGUAUUGUUAAAAAACUGUUUGCCAGAUAGUGAGAAGCCAUUCUUCAAAGUGCUAUUUAACGUAUCAACGCGACUAAAAUCACUAAAAAGAAUUCGAAUGUUCAGUUUUUAAUUAAAAUAAAACCGUAGCUUAUUGUAUGACAAAGUUCAGAAUUUAAAUUUAAAAUAUUCGAUUCAUCACCCUAUUUAUGUUUAGUUUUAUGCGAAAUGUCGCGGCUGAUGAAUAGAAUUUAGUUUUUGUACAUUCAAACUGUUGAGGCCGUGAUCUAGGCUAGGAGGUAAUAGACCAUGUCUAUUUUACAAGCUCUUAUUUAACUGUCGUCAUAGAUCAAAACUUUAAUUCUAGUAAAAAUAUUCAAUACAUAAUAUAGCGACCCAUGUUUUUUUCUCUAAUUAUUAAAAUAAUAGUAUUCAAUAUUUAAAGAAAAUCGUUUAUUUUCCUCUUCUCAGUGCAUAAUGACAUGAAAGCUUGUUGUUAAAACGUUUUUUAUAUAUUUAAAAAAUACGCUCUACAGAAUUGAUAAAAACUGGUUACUUCCGCGCUGUCAAAAUAAGUCAUGAUAAUGAUUGCACCUUGCUUUGUUUAGCGUUUAUUGGAAACAACUUCAACCAGCCAUUGUAAUUAUUUUCAUGUACAAAACACAGCUCAAUGUCAGGUUUGACGUGAUUAAGGUCAUUAAUGCAUGACUCUGUAGAUUCUGGCAUUUAGUUUGUUAGCAUUGAGCUCGGGUUUAUUAAUUAAA